Molecule: messenger RNA, 1974 nt
Organism: Exophiala viscosa
Lineage: Eukaryota; Fungi; Ascomycota; Eurotiomycetes; Chaetothyriales; Herpotrichiellaceae
Product: amidase
Exons: 1
Coding region: 280-1947 (555 amino acids)
Source: RefSeq, a predicted model, not a curated record
CAACUCGAUGAUAUUUCGAAGAGACGGUGGUAUGAUUCUGCACAGGAAAGAAGGGUCUUCGUGACGUCGAGUACACACGAGAGUCGAGCAGAUCUCUUUGAUGAGGUGGGCAUCUCCAUCUCCAUCAGAGAAACCUCUCCCGCGGCAUUUCGCCUAGGAGCAAAGCUUUGUAUCGCCGUGCAUCGCCGAGCUUCGAGCACAAAUGUUAUGAAUUUGAGAGACACUGCUAUUCUACUUGCCACACGCGACCGAGAGACAACAUAGCCAGAGUACUCAAAGAUGAACAUUCUCAGGCUCGGAUUUUACUUGCCUUUUCUUGCCGUUGCCACAGCUCAACUCUCUCCCAUCGAUGUACGCGAAGCUACGGUCUCUUCUCUGCAUGCCUCACUGUUUUCUGGCGUUACAACGUGUCGGAGUAUAGUGGAAGCCUUUCUCGCCCGCAUUGAACGUUUCGACUCGGACAUCAAUGCAAUCAUCACACUAAAUCCACAGGCUCUCCAAAUCGCGGACUCCCUCGAUCAGACGCUGUCUACAAGAAACGCAACAGGUCCUUUGUUCUGUAUCCCUAUCGUCUUGAAAGACAAUUACAAUGCUAUUCCCAUGCCCGUUACAGGCGGGUGUCUGGCAUUAAACAGCUCUAUUCCGACUCAGGAUGCUCCCACCGUCACAGCCCUGCGUCAAGCUGGAGCCGUUAUUCUAGGCAAAUCCAAUCUCCAUGAACUCGCCUUGGAAGGCCUUUCCGUUUCGUCGCUCGGUGGCCAGACGCUGAAUCCGUACGACUUCUCACGAACUCCAGGUGGCAGUUCUGGCGGGACUGGCGCUGCAGUAGCGGCUUCCUUUUCAGUCUUCGGAACAGGCACGGACACGGUCAACUCGCUCCGCAGCCCUGCCAGUGCCAACAAUCUCUUCAGCUUUCGACCGACCCGCGGUUUGAUAUCACGGGCGGGAGUCAUUCCGAUCUCUUACACCCAGGACACAGUAGGCGCGAUAGGCCGCUGCCUUGCCGACAUCGCGACCGCUCUGACUGUCAUGGCAAGUGUAGGAUACGACCCGAUGGACAAUGCGACUUCAGCUAUCCCAGCAUCCGUGCCUGGCACCGACUACACAACCUUCCUCAACUUAGGGGCAGCUUCCAACCUGUCUGGCAUCCGCAUCGGGGUGCUCCAAGGCUUCUUCAACCGCCUGGCCAGCAACGAAACGACUCCGGUCAAUCAAGCCAUGGACAACGUUGUCUCACUCGUCAGCUCCAUGGGAGCCACGAUUGUCAAUAUAACCGAUACGAUCACUUACAAUGCCACCGCGAUGAGCGCCCAGAUGGAUGUCCAAACACUCGAAUAUCGCGAAAGUCUGUCAAAUUACCUCUCAUCACCCAACUUGACCGGUGCUCGCCCUAUGACUAUGCCAGAGUUGUACACACCAAACCAGACCACCCCGGAAUUCUUGGUUAUCCCGUCGCAGUAUUCUUACGUCGAGACCGCCCUGAUCUCUUCAACCAGCAACAGCAGCUGGUUCACUAAACAAUCUCUCAUCGCCAACCUGACGCGCGCCCUGCAUUCUACCAUCGUCGCCAACGAGCUCACAUGCCUCAUUUACCCCGAACAGAAAAACCUGGUCGUUCCUGUCGGCUCUCCCUCACAGUCUGGCCGCAACGGAAUCCUCGCUGCCCUGACCGGUAGUCCUGUCAUCACCAUGCCGAUUGGCUUUUCACCUGCCACGGCUUCUGCGCCUAUUGGAAUCCCCAUUGGCAUGGAGAUCCUAGGUCUACCUUGGAGUGAAGGCACGUUGCUGCGGGUCGCCAAGGGCAUCGAUGAUCGGCUCCAUGCACGGAAAAUGCCUGUCACGAACGGGCUAAAUGAGACGGUGGAAGUCACGACCGCAAAUUCUUCGGUCCCGCAGGUGACGCCACUGAAGAACAUUCCCAGCGCGUAUCCCUUAGGAGUAUAUUAAGCCUCGCCCAGAGAUGGGUCGUAAAUG